AUGGACCACCUCAAGUGUACGACGUGCAACAAGGGUGCAGAUUCUAGCACGAAGCUCAAGAAAUGCGGUGGAUGCGAGUCGGCUCUCUACUGCUCUACCAGCUGCCAAAAAGAGGACUGGAGAACUCACAAGCUUAUCUGCGAUGAGUUCAAGACCUUCCCUGUCGCCAAUCCUCGUCCAUCGACUGACCACAGACUGGCUCUCCUUCUGCCUAAAGAAGGAGGGAACCCCAAACUCUUAUGGUACCAGACCUAUCUAAUGAAAAGUCCUUAUGCAGGCUACGAGAUGAUCAACUACAGUCAACACCUUGGAGACGAUGAUCCAUCCCCGGAGGAAAUCAAUGUAAGUAUGUAUCUUACCAACACCUAUAUUGGUGUUGAGAAAUAUGCAUUUGAUCACACUGUCUCGAUCCAAAUUCGGGAGUCUGGCGAGUUUGACGGAUCCCACCCCAACCAAUGUGUCUCCGAAGUGAUGAAGGGCACGCAGGGGUACGACUGGAAAGGUCCUAUAGUGGUCUACUCCCAGCCGGGAACCAGUAUAGACUCCCCCACCUUUCUGGAUGUCACCGCAGCCGAUCUACGAAUUGUGGUCGACUUCCUUCGCCACUGCGGAGGCAAAGCCGAUGAUUUCGUCCAGACCGUCCGCAUAUCUAGCAAGGGCGACGAGAAACUCCACGGCAAGCGCAAGUUCUACCACAUCAAGGUUCCUGACAGUCAUGAGAUCUUCAACACGCGCCCGACCGAGAUCUCCACGAUCAUGGGCCUCCCCAUCCUCGUCCAGAAGACCGGCCUCUUCAACCCCGCCGACGUGGAGAAGGGUAGCCGCCUCGGCUUCAACCCGUUCGAGAACUACACCGCGGCGGCGCUGAACACCAUUGCCACCCCUCAGAACGAUUACUGGGGCUCUCUCGACAUGCAGGACUGGGACAUGGUGAUCGGCACCGUCUUGGUGGUCCGACAGGACAAGAAAGAUAUGAGUACCGGUCAGGUAGAGGCUCUGGCCAGGUUCUGCCGCGAGGUACUCCGUCCUGCCAUGGCAGCGCUGGAAGAUUCCUUCUUCUGCCCAACCGGGAUUCCCGACCGCGACGACGUUUGGGCUGCUAGGGAAGAGUUCGUCAAGACGCAGAUGACCAGAGAGGCUUUCGAGAUCUUUCUGGAGAAGCUCAAGGCGGAGAAGGUGGCUGCUGGUGACAGCAGCUGGGAUAGGGUCGUGUCGCCAUACUCUGUUUAG
Molecule: messenger RNA, 1230 nt
Organism: Drepanopeziza brunnea f. sp. 'multigermtubi' MB_m1
Lineage: Eukaryota; Fungi; Ascomycota; Leotiomycetes; Helotiales; Drepanopezizaceae
Source: RefSeq, a predicted model, not a curated record